AGUAAUCGUCACCACGUACGCUCUGGCUGCUGCUGCUGCUGCUGUGCGGUGUUAGCUAGAUGGCUAGUUUGUGUCCCGCUGCUCACCUCCUGUUGUUGUCACCUGAGGGAUACUAACUAAUAUUUCUUGUGAACAUCUUCGGAUAUCCUCAAACCCCUCUCCAGAGCGUGCGUGUCGGGCCGUCGCCAUGGCUCUGCAAGGCCCGGAGGAGCUGGGGGAGCAGGUCGAAGAGCCGGAGGAUCUGGACGACCAGGACGCUAGUAGCAUCUCCCCGGCCGAGGAGAUAACUCUUCCUCCCGGGCCCGGAGGCGACGAGGAGCCGGAGGAGGCUCUCCUGCUGCCCUGGGACCGCUUCUCCACCUGGCUGCACUGCAUCUGUGUGGUCGGCUUCGACCUGGAGCUGGGCCAGGCGGUGGAGGUGAUUUAUCCUCAUCACUCCAAACUGUCAGAGAAAGAGAAAACAAGCAUCUGCUACCUUUCUUUUCCCGACUCCAACUCAGGUUGUCUUGGCGACACCCAGUUCUGCUUCCGCUUCCGACAGGGCUCAAACCGGAAGACGUCGCUCGGCUGCUUCCUGGAAAACACAGACCGUGAUGCUCCGCCCUGUUUGAAGAGAGACCAGGGUCAUUACUACGGUUACGUGUACUUCCGGCAGGUGCGAGACAAAUCCCUGAAGAGAGGAUACUUCCAGAAGUCUCUGCUCCUGAUCAGUAAGCUGCCCUACGUCACAUUCUUCCACUCCCUGCUGAAGAUCAUGGCUCCAGAAUAUUUUGAGAAACAGGAGCCGUGUUUGGAAGCAGCUUGUAAUGACAUAGAUCGCUGGCCGUCGCCCCAUCCUGGACGAAUCCUUACGUUGCCUAUAAUGGGCGUGGUCAUCAAGGUUCGCAUCCCGACCAGUUACGACAAACCAGGAACCUCCCAGCUGGUGCAGUCCACACAGACUGACAGUCAGGUGUCCAUCGUGCUCCCGACCAUCCAUGAAGUCGACCUCUUCAGAUGUUUCUACCCAGUCUUCUUCCACAUCCAGAUGCUGUGGGAGUUGGUGCUGCUCGGGGAGGCGCUCGUCGUCAUGGCGCCGUCGCCAGCGGAGUCUUCGGAUACCGUGUUGGCGUUGGUCAGCUGUAUCUCUCCGCUGCGUUACUGCAGCGACUUUCGGCCGUACUUCACCAUCCACGACAGCGAGUUUAAGGAGUACACAACGAGGACGCAGGCCCCGCCGUCAGUCAUUUUGGGAGUGACCAAUCCCUUCUUCGCUAAAACUCUGCAGCACUGGCCGCACAUCAUCCGCAUCGGAGACAUGAAGCAAGCAGGAGAAAUGGCCAAGCAGAUGAAAGUCAAGAAACUGAAGAACCUCAAAACUCUCGACUCUAAACCCGGUGUGUACACUGCGUACAAGCCGUAUCUGAACAAAGAUGAAGAAAUCAUCAAGCAGCUUCAGAAGGGAGUUCAACAGAAGAGGCCCUCGCCGGCCCAGAAUGCAAUACUCCGACGCUACUUCUUAGAACUGACUCAGAGCUUCAUCAUUCCACUGGAGAGAUAUGUGGCCAGUCUGAUGCCUCUCCAGAAGUCCAUCAGCCCCUGGAAGGCUCCUCCUCAGCUGCGUCCGUUCAUCCAGCAGGACUUCAUGAAGACGCUGGAGAAAGCCGGACCUCAGCUCACGUCCAGACUGAAGGGAGACUGGAUAGGACUCUACAGGAAUUUCCUCAAGUCUCCGAACUUUGACGGCUGGUUCCGCAACCGGAGGCGAGAGAUGACGCAGAAACUGGAGGCUCUGCACCUGGAGGCGCUGUGCGAGGAGGAUCUGCAGCAGAGGAUCCAGCAGCACUCCGAGGUGGAGACGGUUGAUCUGGUCCUGAAGCUGAAAGAUAAACUGAUUCAGGCGGAGAAGGAGCAGCUCCCUGUGCGUCCAGGGACGGUGGCCAAACUGAGGGCUCACAUAGAGGCCGUCAUCCUGUCGUUACCGGAGGACCUGCAAGGGAUCCUCCACAAGCCCUCCACCCCCUGAACGUCUCCCCCUCUGGCCUGACUCUCUAACCCCACAUCAAGCUUGUUUUAAAGUUUGGGGGGGGGGGGGGGUCUGUGGAUUGUCUCUCAGAUGGAGGAACCUCUUGUUUAUUUUAAGGACCUCUUCUGGUCAGCACAUUUUUGAUUCCUUUUAAAUAUACAUCUAGUCAUACUUACUGUAUUCCCCCCCACACACGGCUACAGUGGCGGCCCUGGAGUCUCAGCCAUCACUUGGUUUUGACACGGUAAACUGGAGCCGGCCGGAGCUGCACAACAUAAACUCCUGUGAACGUUUUCGAGGAGCUGAACCAGCGUUUAUAAGCUGUGAGGAGGUUCUUCAGCACAGCGACGUCAUUAAGGAAAUUCCAGACUCACCUCUCUUCUUCUCUUGAAGCGUGCGGCUCACUAACAGAGGAUCCGCCACAAUCCUGGAGCUAACAGCAGGAAAGUUAACUCAGCAGACCUCUGACACUUGGUGCUUUCACCUCCUUGACGUUUUUAGUUUUAUUAUUUUUUUAACUUGAAGAUGACACGCUGCAGUUCGGCGGAUCUGACUUUGGAGUUUUCAUUCUUUUUUUAAAAUUGAGAAAUGUUUUUAAAGAAGUGCACUUCAUCGCUCACUGGACCAGAGUGCCCUUCAUACACACACACACACACACACACACACACACUUCUUUUAUGCAAACAAACUGAACCGAGCAGAGCCAAGAAGUGCUUUAUAAUAAAAUCUGACUCAAAUGUUAAUCCACACACAUUAAGCAUUAAUCACCAGCCGCCCUGUCACAGUCAAUGACUGUAUAUAAAGAUGGAUGUCUCAGCCUCUUCCUGUUGUACAAAAGUGAAGCCAAAAACACCCUGAGCCAGUUUUUGCUUCCUCUCACUGUUUCUCCUCUACUUUGCACACUACUUUGCGCUGCAGGAGCCUCAUUUGUCAACAGAGCUGUCAAUCAUGACAUUAAAACCCAUUUUUUAUGGCAUCUAAUUCUAACAUUUUUAAAACCAGGAACACUAGAACAUAAAUCAGCUUGUUAAGAACUAACUAUAAAGACAGAUACCAUGUUUAAGAAAUAUUUAUUUGAACUGUAGUUUGACCCAUCUCCAUCUGCUAACAUGGAGGAGGCGGAGCUUAUGGGCCCACACUGCAGCCAGUAAGCAGGAGGAGCUCUAAGUGUUUUGGCUUCACUUUUGGGGAGCUGUCACAUCGUGCAUAUCUUCAUCUCUUUGCUGCAGGUCUGUAGAGGAGCCAAUCACAUCUCAUCGCUUCCAGGUCACAUGAUCAUAAAAGUCUUCUAAAGUAUAUCAAUCUUGUCAUGUAAACGUCAUUAUAUUUUUUAUCUCUCUGUGGUGUGACUUGUCAUUCACAAUUCUGUGUUUAAAGGGUUAAUAUGCGACUUUGUUAAUAUGAAUACAGCAAAAAUCAAAUAUACCGGGGCGUCUGUGGCCUAGUGGUUAGUUUGCACAACCCCUGUACAGAGGUCGUUGACCUCCAAGCGGGCGGCCCGGUGUUCACAUCCGACCUGUGGCUCCUUUCCCGCAUGUCAUUCCCCACUCUCUCUCUUGAGUAGAGUCCAAAAAUGAAUCCAUCCAGUAUCUAUACUCCA
This is a messenger RNA of Labrus bergylta (ballan wrasse), 3605 nucleotides long. RefSeq names its product DENN/MADD domain containing 6Aa (gene dennd6a). NCBI's taxonomy places the organism in Eukaryota, Metazoa, Chordata, Actinopteri, Labriformes, Labridae. Gene Ontology annotation, molecular function: guanyl-nucleotide exchange factor activity. Gene Ontology annotation, cellular component: recycling endosome. The record is from RefSeq and is a predicted model, not a curated record.